AUGACGAUCGAGACCUUAAACCAUUACACGGUAGAUCAGGGUUUUGCCUACAAACUCGAACGCGCCUUUGAGGAACUCGGCGCGGUGCGCCAAUGCGAAUUCCUCUACAAGGCGCUCGUGGCAGUUAAGCGCAUGACCAGGGUGGACGUGGCCUUUCGCAACGUGAUCGAGUUUAUAAAUUUUGUGCUGCGCCGAGACGACUACAGGGUCAUGAACGUCGUGUUGAAAAACAACAAAAUCGACGUCGAGUGCUACGAACGGGUCGACAUCGUGGAGAAGCAAAUCUGCAAGCGGCAGUGGCGAGUCGAAUUUAAAGAAAAGAGAGAUGGCAAUAAAUACGUGCCCACGCUCCUGAACGACACGUCGACCUUACUCGGCUACUCGUCCAAGAAACUCAUGCAGCACAUUACCAAGGCGCGCACGACGCUCCUGACCAACGGAGAUGUGGAACCGCGCGUCAUCAGGGAUCUGAAGCCGUACGUGGACGCGUACGCUACUGCCAUUCUGCGCCUGCUACUCCUCUACAUCGAAGAGAUCUUUUCCCAUGCGCGCGAGGCGACUCGCGGUAUGGCGGUGGGCGCAAGGACGGCAGCCAAGAUUACGGCGGUCAUGCUAGUAUCCCUGUGCAACUACGCGGCGGUGCGCGUAAAGUUUUCGCAAAACAACAAGCCACAGGACGUCAUCAACCUCCUGGUCGAAGAGAGCAACAGGUUGUACACGAGUAACGUCGAGAACGGAGUGUACCGCUGCGACACCGACUACAUGACGCUCCGGACCGUCAUGCCGGCCGAGCGGGUCACGGACGACGUCAACAUCAUCGAUCCGGCCAUCUCUACGACGCUGCGUGACCACAACGAGCUCAUCAUGAAGAGUUCCGACACGAUCCCCGUGCCGCGGACCAACCACUACGUGCUAGCCCUGCAGAAGGAGAAGGCGCCGGCCACCGAGGUGUCGGUCCUUAACAUCGCCUCCAUCAUAGAACAGUGCAUGAGCAACGGGCGCGUGGACUCUCGCUUCGUCGAAGUGCACAAACAGUCGGACCAGGGCACGCAGGAGCUCAACAGAUUUUACAGCCAGGCCUGUUGCGUCUCGCCCCGUAACCUCGGUCUGUUUCUACAGUGCCUAAACUUUGAGAUGAUGGACUCGGACAUGUUUGGGGCCACCUUACAGUGCCUCAAGAUGACCAAGGGCAUACCCACUCCGCGCCAGGAAGAAAUUGCCACCUACUCAAACACGGCGCUAUUUCGGAUGGCCACCAACCUGUUUUAUCACACGCGUUUCUGCAGGAGCUACCGCGGCGAAAACACCUACCUGUACGACUCGCGCUUCUUUAACGACUUUCUACUCUGGGUCCAGUCGCCCAACUAUCUGGAACACCACAUCUCGCCUAGCGUGUCGUCGUCCAUCAUCUCGUGGUGCACGUCCAUGUCUACUGCCAUGCACACUACGCGCGACGCCAACGGAGCGAAGUGCGCCAUGGCGGCCAUAUCCACUUGCGAGGUGGACCAACGCGUACUAGCCGACUUUUUGAACAUGUUCAUCAAGCUCUUUAUCGAGGACGAGACCGAGAUUAGCGUCAUCAACAAGAAAUUUCUCGAGAAGGAACUACUCAAGGCUUUUGCCUCCGUGUCUAAUUGCUACAACCUGUUUAGGGGGCAGUUUGUUUCGGCGACGGCCUUGCGCCUCUUCCUAGCCCGUUGUAGGUGGUCCGUGGCCGACGACGUGGAAGUCAUCGUUCCGGUCGAAACAAAGCAUCUCAACAGACUGAUAUGCGACAGCGACGACCUGUUGUCCAACUCGAUGCGAGACAAGCUCCGUAAAACCAUGGAAGACGUCUCCACGAUGAUGGCGCCGCUACUCUCCAAUCCAUCCACGUCCACGCCUCGCAGCAAGGACGACGACAGCAACGUGCCCAUAUGCAUUUGAAAUAAAAAACCGCCAA
Molecule: messenger RNA, 1942 nt
Organism: Ixodes scapularis (black-legged tick)
Lineage: Eukaryota; Metazoa; Arthropoda; Arachnida; Ixodida; Ixodidae
Exons: 4
Coding region: 1-1926 (641 amino acids)
Source: RefSeq, a predicted model, not a curated record